AUGGAUAUUAAUUAUGGGACUAAAACAAAAGCGGCAUUUUCAGUUUCGGUUGCUCAACACAUCAAGAUGUCGCGCGCAGAUGUUGGUGAGUGGUUAGCUCUGCACGAAAGUGUUGUGAAGAUCAAAAGUGGGUUAGAUCCAAAAUCUGGAUUGGAGGAAUCAGAUGAAAAGCCCUUCACCAGGGCAGAGAUAUCGUACAUCAAUAAGCUUCUGAACUCUAACUUAUUUGAGACACGUGAAGCAGAUUUUGAAUUGCUACGAUCUGAUCCAAAUCAUCCUUUACACUCAGCUCGCACAUUCCAAGAGUUGAACUUGAAAGAUCCACUUCUCAGGGGUAUCUCAGAACUGGGCUUUUACAGGCCAUCCACUAUCCAAGAACGAGCUCUGGGUAGUUUAAUAUCUGACAACCCACAAAAUAUGAUAGCUCAAUCUCAAUCUGGAACUGGAAAAACAGCAACAUUUCUGCUUGCAAUGCUAUCACGCGUCAACGCAGAUGUUCCUUACUGCCAGUGUCUCUGUAUGGCUCCUACACGUGAACUUGCCCUACAGAUAGAUUCAGUUGGGCAAAAGAUGGCACAAUUUAUGUCUGGAGUAUCAUUUGCUACAGCUGUUCGUUCUCCACGAGCCAAUAUUAAUUCCGAUGGAUUUGUCAGUGAUCAAAUUGUUAUUGGUACACCGGGUACAAUUGCAAAUUGGUUUCGUGGUACAGGACAAUAUCGUAUUGAUCCUACUAAAAUAGUCAUGUUUGUAUUAGACGAAGCUGAUAUUAUGAUUGAAGAAGAAGGCUUCCUGAAUAUUUGUAUGCGAGUGAAAACAAAAUUGCCAAGAAAUUGUCAAAUCUUGCUAUUCUCAGCCACUUAUGAAGACUCUGUCAUUGAAUUCGCUCAUGACUUUGUCCCUAAUCCAAUAGAAUUUCGUAUAAAGCGUAGUCAACUCCCGUUGAAGAAUAUUAAACAGUUUUAUAUGUGUUUUAAUGAUUGGAUUGAAAAGUAUCAAGCAUUGAAAGAUAUUUAUGGUGGAUUUGCAGUUGGUCAAGCCAUUAUAUUUUGUGCUACACGUAAAGAGGCGUAUUGGUUGGAUGGCAAAAUGAAUUUAGAUGGGCAUAAGGUGUUCAUCCUGUCUGGUGAUUUGGAUGUUUCAGAUCGUGAAAAAGUGAUCGAAGAUUUUCGUUCAUCACGUUUUAGAGUUUUAAUUACUACUAAUAUCUGUUCAAGAGGUUUGGAUAUUCCACAGGUGAAUUUGAUUAUUAACUGGAAUAUGCCGACAACAAGGAGUGGUAAUGCUGACUGGGAGACGUAUUUACACCGUAUCGGUAGAUCAGGUCGAUUUGGCAAAGAAGGUGUAGCAGUCAAUUUUAUAACAAGUGAUGAAAUGUAUCUGAUAAAAGAAUUAGAAUCACAAUUUGAAAUAGAAAUUCCAGCGUUGACAUCUGAAGAUUUAAACAAAUUUUGAAAAUACUCAUUUCGACAGUUACCUGGUUAAAACCUUUGCCUUAUUUCGAUUUCUUGAUUCGUCAACAGUGUUUUUUUGUUUUUGGUCGUUUUUUCACGUUGUAUAUACAGUUAUAUAAAUUCCUUAGGUCUAUGGUUGUUAUUUGUUUCGCCUCUCUUAUGAAAUUAUCUAAUAAUUAAAUACACACCAUUUCGUUUUCUGUGAUUUAAAAAUGGUUUACAUGUGAUCAGAUGACUGUAAAAUUUCAUCAUCUUUUUCUUACCACCUUAGUCGAACCACCAACCAAUCAGAAUAUUCGUUUUUUUUUCUAUUGAAAUGAGAACAAAUUAUAUUAAAUAUUCCCAUAGUAAAAUUUAGAACAACACAUUUAAGCGAACAAUAUUGUGCUUUCAAUUAGAUCUCAUCAGGCUUAACUCAAAUAUAUAUAAGUUUACAAAUAAAAAUUCAAAUAUAAACCAAUCAUGGUGGUAUUGUCUAUAGGAUAAUACGAUGGUGAAGAUAAAUUGUGCAAUUAGUCAUAAUAGUAGUAGUAAUAAUAAUAAUAAUAAUGGUCUUAUCAAUAAUAAGGAUGAAAAAGUGAGGCAAUCUGUAAUAACAUCAAUAAUGAAAAAACAGCAUGAUUAAACAAACAACUGUUCAGGUGGAAGUAGUCGAUAAAGGCUAGUAAAAACAAAUGAACUGAUUAAGUAAUGUUAGAUUGUAAGGGAAGGAAAUGAAACACGUUUAUAAUGAAGAUUUGAUAACAUAAGGGAUGAUAAGAAAGGGGUUGAAAAUAUAAACAAAGAGUGGUGUAGAAGUCAUCAUUUGGUUAU
This is a messenger RNA of Trichobilharzia szidati, 2264 nucleotides long. The record is from the annotation of a GenBank genome assembly. Lineage: Eukaryota; Metazoa; Platyhelminthes; Trematoda; Strigeidida; Schistosomatidae.